This is a messenger RNA of Pistacia vera, 1080 nucleotides long. RefSeq names its product endochitinase At2g43590-like. The transcript has 2 exons. Gene Ontology annotation, biological process: carbohydrate metabolic process; chitin catabolic process; cell wall macromolecule catabolic process. NCBI's taxonomy places the organism in Eukaryota, Viridiplantae, Streptophyta, Magnoliopsida, Sapindales, Anacardiaceae. The record is from RefSeq and is a predicted model, not a curated record. Bases 68 to 904 code for a protein of 278 amino acids. Gene Ontology annotation, molecular function: chitinase activity; chitin binding.
UAAGUUUUCACACAUCAAAAAUCCUUUCUCUCCUUCUCAUUAAUCCCUCAAACCUCUCUCAAAAUUAAUGGCUUUCAACAUGAGAAAAGAUUUACUCACAUUUGCUCUAUUGGGAGUUUUUGCCUUGGCCAUUAUUCCCCAACAUGUGAUGUCUCAAAACUGUGGCUGUGCUGCAAACUUGUGUUGCAGUGAGUUUGGUUACUGUGGCACUGGCGAUGCCUACUGUGGCAAGGGGUGUAAGGAGGGUCCUUGCACCUCAACACCGUCGACACCAUCGCCGACUCCAACUAGUGGUGGUUCUGUUGCUAGUAUUGUUACAACUGCAUUUUUUGAUGGGAUAAAGAAUCAAGCAGAUGCAAGCUGUGCUGGAAAGAGCUUCUACACAAGAGAUGGAUUUAUUAGUGCUGCCAACUCGUUUCCUCAAUUUGGAUCAGGCACCGCUGAUGAAUCCAAGCGUGAGAUUGCUGCAUUUUUUGCUCAUGUUACUCAUGAAACUGGACAUUUAUGCUACACUGAAGAGAUUGACAAGUCAAAUGCCUACUGCAACACAACAAACACACAGUACCCAUGUGUCGCCGGAAAGAAAUACUACGGCCGUGGACCAAUGCAGCUCACCUGGAACUACAACUACGGAGCUUGCGGAAAAGAUAUCGGAUUCGAUGGACUCAACGCUCCCGAAACAGUGUCCAAUGACCCUGCUGUCUCCUUCAAGGCUGCCUUGUGGUUCUGGAUGUCCAACGUUCACUCAGUUAUGAACCAGGGCUUUGGGGCUACAAUUCAGAAAAUUAAUGGCGCUCUUGAAUGUGGUGGCAAGCAACCCGACAAGGUUAACGCUCGUAUCGGAUAUUACACUGAUUAUUGCAAGCAGUUCGGUGUUGAUCCUGGCCAGAACCAGUCAUGCUAGACGCUUAAUUUUCAGAGCUUUUAUAGUUAUAAUUAAGUUUGGUGAUGAAAUAAGUACUUGUUUCAUAAAGAGUUGUUUUAUUAAACAAUUUAUUUGAGUACAAAUCUGUUGGAGUUUCAUGUAACUCGAACGAAAUAAAUGAAAUAAAGAGAAAUUAUAGAUUUAAGUAUGAUAAA